UACAAAGUGUUUAAUCCACAGGGAAAGUAUACUUUCUUUUUGGGAGUUUUGUGAUGGCUAUGACAGACAGUUCUACACUGAGAGGUGCAAUGGACUCAAACCUGCAGCUGACAGACUCAUUGCAUGUCAUCCCCGAUGGCUGCUAUGACUGUGGGGAUGGAUUCUAUGACCCCAAUGCCAGGGUCAUCACUGACUAUGAGCAUCACUUUCUCAGAAACGCAGAUGACUAUGAACAUGAGUGGAUUGUGUCCACUUGUCGGAAGAGCUGGGACGAGAUCGUUGGACAUUCACCUGAAAAACUAGGCCACAUUUCAGAACUGGACAUUGAGUUGCAGGCUUGAGCGGAGAAAAACUAUUAAAAGGCAGCUCAUUUAUGGAAUGUUCAACUGUGGUGCAUACAGGCCUACCUGUGAAUUAUAUUUAGUGAAAUCUGUGGUACAUACAGGCCUACCUGUGAAUUAUAUUUAGUGAAAUCUGUGGUACAUACAGGCCUACCUGUGAAUUAUAUUUAGUGAAAUCUGUGGUGCAUACAGGCCUACCUGUGAAUUAUAUUUAGUGAAAUCUGUGGUGCAUACAGGCCUACCUGUGAAUUAUAUUUAGUGAAAUCUGUGGUGCAUACAGGCCUACCUGUGAAUUAUAUUUAGUGAAAUCUGUGGUACAUACAGGCCUACCUGUGAAUUAUAUUUAGUGAA
This is a messenger RNA of Oncorhynchus tshawytscha (Chinook salmon), 692 nucleotides long. Its product is annotated as MORN repeat containing 5. NCBI's taxonomy places the organism in Eukaryota, Metazoa, Chordata, Actinopteri, Salmoniformes, Salmonidae. The transcript has 3 exons. Bases 54 to 341 code for a protein of 95 amino acids. The record is from RefSeq and is a predicted model, not a curated record.